This is a messenger RNA of Papilio polytes (common Mormon), 4100 nucleotides long. RefSeq names its product F-BAR domain only protein 2. The coding region runs from base 123 to 2807 and encodes 894 amino acids. Gene Ontology annotation, biological process: clathrin-dependent endocytosis; clathrin coat assembly. Gene Ontology annotation, cellular component: clathrin-coated vesicle; clathrin-coated pit; cytoplasm. NCBI's taxonomy places the organism in Eukaryota, Metazoa, Arthropoda, Insecta, Lepidoptera, Papilionidae. The transcript has a single exon. The record is from RefSeq and is a predicted model, not a curated record.
AGGAAUCUUCAUUUACUAUUCCAGCUGAUGACAAUGGUGAUACUGAGCUCGAUCCUAGAAUACAGGUCAGUGAGUGACAAUAUAUUGAAUAACUUUAAUUGUUCACCUUUGUAACUGCAAAGAUGAGUGUCAACUUCGUAGAUUAUUUCGCCAACGAGCAUUAUGGAUAUGAUAUUUUAUAUCAAAACAUGAAAUUCGGAUUUAUAGCCAGCAAAGAACUCUCGGAGUAUCUUAGGGAGCGGUCAAAUAUUGAAGAGACGAAUUCUAAAUUGUUGACUAAACUAUCUAAACAGGCAAAUAGUAAUUGCGCACAGGGUACGUUUGCACCUUUCUGGACAGUUCUGAAAUGUUCAGCUGAAAAAUUAUCCAAUUUACAUCAGCAUAUGUUCCAGAAAGUUGGUGAACUUGUCAAAGAUGUAGCUCGUUAUGCAGAGGAGUUACACAAAAAGCAUAAAGCUGUUAAGGACUCAGAAUCAAGUACAUUAGAAGUUGUUUUACUAAUACAAAGCACAAAGCAAGCAUUACAGAAAGCUAAGGAUGUGUACACAUCUAAGUCAACAGAGCUCGAGAAACAACGCAAAGAUAAUGCAUCUGCUAAAGAUAUUGAAAAAUCUGAAGUGAAACUGAAAAAACUUCAUGAGGACUAUAGACAACUAGCGGAAAAGUAUAAUCUUGUUAAACAAGAUUUUGAAAAGAAAAUGACUCAAACUUGUAAACAUUUCCAAGAUGUGGAAGAAGCCCAUUUAAAACAAAUGAAACAAUUUGUAAAUGUUUACGCAGACAUAAUCCAGAACAACCAUGACAUGAUGGGACAAGUUCAUAGAGAUUUUAAACAUCAGUGCCUAGAGUUGACCGUUGAUAAGUUGUUAGAACAGUUUCUUGUAGAAAAAUAUAAUGCCAUAGAUAAAGCCAAUCUUGUAGAACUGCCGCCAGCACUUCCUAAACCUGGUUCUGCAAAUAAUUCUAUUUCAGAAGCAGAUCAAAUAUCAACCAUCUCUAAUGGAUCACAUAAACCACAACCGGCUCCUAAAAAUGUUGCUAAAAAGGAUCAACAGUCAUUUGUUACAAAAACAUCCAGAAGAACUACAUCUCUUCUUAAUUUGUUUACACCAAAUUUUCAAAGUAAAGAUGAGCCUAGUGUUAGUGCUGAAGGUGCAGCACCAUGCUCAGCUCCAUCCAGUCCUAGCGGCACUUCUGCUACACCAGCAGCUCAGGAUAAAGAUGAUAAUAUGGGACGAUCAACAUUCCGUGAAUCUAAAUGGUUUCGCAGUAGACGUACAAAAACUAAAAAUAAGAAAUUGAAAAAGAAAAAAGAUGAAAUUUCAGAGAAUUCAAAUGCAGGUGAUAGGUCCGAUUUAGAAGAGAAAGAGGAAGAUGUGCCUACAAAAGAUGAUUUAAUGAAUUCCCCAGAGGUUGAUGAGGAAGGGUUCUGUAUAAGACCUAAAGAUGAAAAAGGUAGUGUGUACUCUUCUUCUGACUCAGAUUCUGAGGAAGAAAGAGAACAGAAGAUUCAUGUUGAGAUUAAACCAAUAAGUAAUGGUAGUGCCCCCAUGUCAGCCAGUGUAGAUGAGUUGAGAGCCACUGUUGAAAAUAUCUCUUUAUACAAAAUUGGUACAACUCGCAGAGGCUCCAAUGCAAACACAAGUAAAGCCAGUAGUGACCUCCUUGAUAUCAAUUUCUUUCAAAGUCCAAACAUCAGCAAUCCAGCUUCACCACAUGGUAAUAAUGCCUCUAACCCAUAUGCACCUUUGCAACCUAAUCAGUCACAUUUAUUAGAAAGUCCUACUCCAGUUUCAACUGCCGAUGUUGGGGAUCUUUUCUCUGAAGUUGGAGACUUGGGGCAAUCUAACUUCAGAACAUCUACUCCUACAAUAACAACUAUUUCGCUCCCACGACCACCUUCACGGCGAUCAGAAGGAGACUUCCGAGCAGCUGGAUCUUCGGGAUCUAGAGGUCCUUCUCCCCUUACAAUAGGUAUGGCAGAUACUAUACCCCUUGCUGUAGCUUUUCAUGAAAUUAUUCACUCCUAUUUUAGAGGAACUGAAGAGAGUAAAUGUCAAGUGAAAAUGUCAGGAGACAUGAUGUUAUCAUUCCCAACUGGUAUAGUAGGUGUGUUAGCUAACAAUCCCAACCCAGCAAAAUUAUGUUUCAGACUGAAAAAUAUACAUAGACUAGACAAUGUGUUACCUAACAAGCAGUUGAUUAGCAUUAACACAAUGAUGUCGACAAGAGAUGCAACUGUUGUUGAUUUCAACAUGCCAGCGUUAACAUCAUUGUUGAAAAGACAAUCUGAAAAGAAUCCAACCGCUCAAUAUUUCAAUGUAGAUAUAUUAAAGUAUCAAAUACGACCGAAAACUGGAGCAGCGUCGUGUCCCUUUCAAUUAGUUUCUUAUUGGAAAUGCGAACAAGAUCACACAGAUCUCAAAGUUGAUUAUAAAUACAAUCUUCAUGCGAUGAGUCCACCAUCUCCACUUCUGAAUGUAUCAAUUUGUGUACCAAUUAAUGCAGGUGUUAAGAAUAUUAUAGCGAUGCCUAAGAGUGUUUGGAACGGAGAUAAUGGUCAAGCAUUAUGGAGAUUUACUGAACUGUCUCAGCACUCCGAAGAUAGAGGGGUAGGGUCAUUAAGAGCUCGGUUUGAACUGAACAAUGGGCCGUCAUCUAAAGGAACUAUUUCAGCGCAGUUUAACUGUGAAGGGGCAACUCUAUCCGGUAUAGAGUUUGAACUAGUUGGUAGUGGAUAUCGCCUGUCUUUAGUGAAACGUCGUUUCGUUUCCGGCAAAUACAUAUGUGAUAGUGAUUUUUACUGAUUGGUCCAAUUCCUUAUGAAUUAAAUUGUAAUGUUUCUUUCUAUGUACAGAAUGCUUAUAUGUAAAGCAACAUUUGAUGUGAAUGUUUGUACCUUAUAGGAUUGUUUCCUGUCCAUUUUAAUUUACCUUUGGAUUGUAAUAAAAAUGUCAAUUGUUUUAAUACUUAGUUACUAGAUUAACAUUUAAUUUGUCAUAUAACUUUGUCUAUAUAAAUUAUUUCUCAAAAUAGAUGUGCCAUUAUACAGUUUAACAUUUACAUAAUGUAUGAAAUUCCAUUUAAAUGGUAUACCAUUGCCAAUUAAAACAUUGCAUGGUUUUACAUAAUUCAUCUUUUAAGAGAGUAUAAAAAUUAUAGCCCAAUACCAAUAAAAGCAAGCUUUAACAUUUUGUGUAAUUAAUUCAUAUGUAUUUUUUUUGUAUCUUGAAUAUAUUGUUUACUGAGGUCAAUGUUUUAGCAGUGAUUGACUUUCAAUUAAUUAAUUUUUAAAAACAAUAAUAAUUAACUUUGCCCUAUAAUAACUGCAAUUUCUUUAAUGUAUAAAGAUAAAUUGUAAUGUAAACAAUCAAUGACUUUGAUGUUUUUGCACAUUUUUUACAUACUUGAAAAACGACAGAAAUAUAAUAUUGUGUAUUACAACUUUUAGAGGCCUAAAAGUAAUAAACGCCAGUUAUGAAACAGAUGCAACCAUAUAAUGUUACUUUCGUAACUAUUUGCACCAAUUAAAUUGGGUUCAAUUAGAUAAAUUGUAUGUAAUUGAAUCUCUAAAAGUGUUAUGUACGUGUCAUAAAUUAUAAAAUCCCACGUCACAAGACAGCAUUUAGAAUUACGACCACCGUAAAAAUGUUUUAGUUAUUUUAAAUUGUUAGGAGGAUUUCUUUGCUAUACAUUGUAGCUAAUAUUAUAAAUUUACUCGCAUGUAAUCUCAUUUUUUAUGAUUUGUUUAAUUUUCUGUUAUGUUAUGUGGAAAUAUGUAAAGAUUUUUUUUCUUAGUGGGUAUUGUUUUAAUGAGAAAAUCAUAACUAGUUCAAAACCUACUCUAGUACAACCGAACCAUUCCAUUGCUUUGUUAUUUAACUUUUAUACUAAGUUAUAUUUAUUUAUAUAAAUUAAUUUCUGAUUGGCAGUUUCUCACAGUCUCUUUUAUCAAAUUGAAUAAAAUCUGCGCUGUAAUUGGACGAUGAAAAAAUGUGUAUUGAAGUAUUUUUGUAUGGUAAAAUUUACGGCAUGUAUUCUAGCGUAUAUGUUAACAAUUUACAUCAUGAUUAUUUGGAAUAAAAAUGUAAUUAAUUAUA